This is a messenger RNA of Ostrinia furnacalis (Asian corn borer), 614 nucleotides long. Its product is annotated as 3-oxoacyl-[acyl-carrier-protein] reductase FabG-like. The record is from RefSeq and is a predicted model, not a curated record. The transcript has a single exon. The annotation marks the transcript as partial. Lineage: Eukaryota; Metazoa; Arthropoda; Insecta; Lepidoptera; Crambidae. Gene Ontology annotation, molecular function: oxidoreductase activity.
ACAGACAGACAGACAGAAGCGGACGUAUCCAAAGGAGACGAUGCCAAACUGAUCAUCUCUAAGACCCUGGAGACAUUCGGCAAAAUCGACGUCCUAGUCAACAACGCCGGGAUUGCCAGAGUAGGCAGUCUGUUAGCAGGCGAUCUGAUGAACUCGUAUGACGAGGUGAUGAAUACGAAUCUGCGAGCGGUGUUCCACCUGACGUGCUUAGCGACCCCUCAUUUGGUCAAGACGAAGGGGAACGUUGUGAACAUAUCUUCAGUGGCGGGGUCCUCAACGCCUCCGCCUUCGUUGGUGACGUACGCCGUGUCGAAGGCAGCUUUGGACCAGUUCACCAGGGGAGCAGCGUCGGAGCUGGCGCCGGCUGGCGUCCGGGUCAACGUCGUCAGUCCUGGCCCGGUCGUGACGGACAUCAUCGAGAAUAGCGGCAUGACGACGAGCUCGUAUGACGAAUGGGGCACCAGGACCGCGCUGGGCCGCUCGUCCGAUCCGGCUGAAAUGGCGGACCUCGUGCUGUACUUAGCCAGUGAUAAAGCUAAAUGCAUCACCGGUGCUAAUGUUGUAGCAGAUAACGGCUAUUUGGUGAAGUCACAAUAGAGUUGUGCAAUUAAGAA